Molecule: messenger RNA, 1305 nt
Organism: Lathyrus oleraceus (garden pea)
Lineage: Eukaryota; Viridiplantae; Streptophyta; Magnoliopsida; Fabales; Fabaceae
Exons: 3
Coding region: 1-1305 (434 amino acids)
Source: RefSeq, a predicted model, not a curated record
AUGGCUAAUAUCCCUCCACCAGUUACUCAAACAAAUGAUAGAGAUCAUUAUAAUGCUAAACCUCCUAUUUUUAAUGGAGAUAGAUUUGAUUAUAGGAAGGAUAGAAUAGAGAGAUUCUAUCUAGGUCACGACAUUGAUCUAUGGGAUAUAGUAGUUGAUGGCUACAUAUACCCAGUAGAUGCAAGUGGCAACAAAGUUGAAAGAAGAGUGAUGCCAAGACAAAAAAAAGAUUAUAAGAAUCAUCACAAAGCAAGAACCAUCUUGCUGAAUGCUAUUUCAUACAACGAGUAUGAAAAUAUCACCAACAAGGAUACUGCAAAAUCAAUAUUUUAUUCUUUGAGGAUGACUCAUGAAGGGAAUACACAAGUCAAAGAAACCAAUUCUCUUGCCUUAAUUAAAAAAUAUGAAGCGUUCAAGAUGGAGGAUGAGGAAACUGUAGAGAAUAUGUUCUUAAGGUUUCAAACUCUUGUUGUAGGACUUAAGUUAUCAAAGGAUCUGAACAAUACUUCUCUUGGAGAACUGGUUAGUUCUUUAAGAAGUCAUGAGAUUGAGCUUGAGGAAGAUGAGCCCAAGAGAAAGAGAAAAUAUGUUGCUCUAAAGUCUUUGGGAAUAUAUGAGAAGACAAAAUCUCUUCAAGUAGAAACAGGUGAAGAUUCUGAAAAGGAAUCAGAAGAAGAUGAUGAAUUGAGUCUUCUCUUCAGACGUGUCAAUCAACUCUGGAAGAAAAGGCAAGGCAGAUUCAGAGGACAAAGAAGGACAUGUGGUCAUUCUGAUUCUAAUUCUGGAUUCAAGAAAGUUAGAGCUGGAAAAGAACUCAUGUGCUUUGAGUGCAAGGAGCCAUGCCACUUCAAGAAUGAACAUACCAAGUUAAUGAAAGACAAGCCUAAGAAGAACUUCAGAGGAAAGAAGAAGGUUCUGAUGGCUACAUGUUUAUCAAAAGUUCUGGACAAGUAUCAAAAGCUUCUGGACAAAUACAAGGAUAUGAAGAAGAUUCAUGUAUCUGAAUCAGAAUCAUAUUGUAAGCUUCCGAAAGAUUUUUCAAGUUUGAGUGAAGAAAACUUAAUUUUGAAAAACAACAACUCUGUGCCUAAAAGCAAGAGUCUCAAACCUGAGAAGAAAAUUCUUUCAAAAGUCUCUACAGGUUAUGGUGAUAUCAUAAAUAAAUAUGAUAAGUCUUUCUAUAAAUGUCUUGCUAGAAGCCUCAACAGAAGCUUAAUGGCUUCAAUGAUUUAUGGCGUAAGUAGAAACAGAACAAGGGGUGUUGGUUAUGAUUCUGAUGAAGAAUCUGAUUCUCAAAAAAGAUGA